AUGACUGACAAUGUGAGCUCCAGAGUUGACACCCCAACCAACAUUUCCCUGAGUCCCAGCAUUGCCAUUUCUCAGUCCCUGGAGUACAAGACAGUGUCUGUAUUCUUAGUCCUGCUUGUGUGUGGUGUCGGCAUUGUGGGAAAUAUAAUGGUGGUCCUUGUUGUCCUGACCACCCGGCACAUGAGGACACCUACAAAUUGUUACCUGGUGAGCCUGGCCAUUGCUGACCUGACUGUACUAGUAGCAGCGGGACUUCCCAACAUCUCAGACAGUCUCAUGGGAACCUGGGUGUUUGGGCACGCUGGCUGCUUAGGAAUCACCUACCUGCAGUAUUUGGGCAUCAAUGUGUCAUCGUGCUCCAUCACCGCCUUCACUGUGGAAAGGUACAUUGCUAUCUGCCAUCCAAUUAAGGCUCAGACUGUGUGCACAGUUUCCAGGGCCAAGAGGAUUAUUGCAGGGGUUUGGAUCUUCACCUGUGUUUACUGCAUAUUAUGGUUUUUCCUUGUGGAUAUUCAGGUGAGCCUGGAUGGACAUGUUCAGUGUGGCUACAAGGUCAAGCGGGAGCUGUACCUGCCUAUCUACCUCAUCGACUUUGCCAUUUUCUAUGUUGUCCCAUUACUUCUCGCUAUCGUGCUCUACGGACUGAUAGCACGGAUUCUCUACCUUGGCCCUCUGCCAAACCAACCUGAAACAAGUGCCACCACAUUGCGACAAAGCUGUCGGGAGGUCACAGAACUGGGAAAAAGGGGUCGUCCUCGACGCCCUAGAAGUGCACUCUCCUCCAGGAAACAGGUUACAAAGAUGUUAGCUGUUGUGGUGAUCCUAUUCGCUCUGCUGUGGAUGCCCUAUCGAACAUUAGUUUUGAUCAACUCUUUUGUGUCCACACCCUAUCUCGAUGCCUGGUUCCUAUUAUUUUGUCGGACGUGCAUUUAUGCCAACAGUGCAAUUAAUCCAGUGAUUUACAAUGCCAUGUCUCAGAAGUUUCGCUCAGCAUUCCGUGGGCUGUACCACUGCAAGCAGCAAGAAGGAAAGCAGAGGACACUAUCAGCCAUUCCUGCAGGCUUCAGUAUAGUCCGUGACCCACGUACAUCCCUGUCCAAUAAUAGCGGAAUGAAUGAAGAAGUCAAAAGAGCCACUCUAAAUACUGCAACAGAUGUAAACAAAAAACGUGGAAAUGAUCAGCCAGAGACAAUUGUGAUCAACGGCAACGAAGCAGACAAUUUGAUCAGAUCAGCAACUUAUUGUUUAGACAUUAGUUCCGUUGACACCUCUGUGCUAACUGAUGUUAAGGGUUCGCCGUCAAAUGAUGACACAAUUCAUACUCCUGACACAUAUACAACAAAGACUGAGUUGGAGACUAUGUGA
Messenger RNA from Nerophis lumbriciformis (worm pipefish), 1365 nucleotides. Lineage: Eukaryota; Metazoa; Chordata; Actinopteri; Syngnathiformes; Syngnathidae. The record is from RefSeq and is a predicted model, not a curated record.